AUGAGCGCGAACAUAUAUAGAAGAAACUCCUUUGCUGAACUGCCACAGGGGGAAUAUAAAGCAGAUCGCCAGCAACUCCCACUUACAACCCCACUAAGCCACGUAGAUCACUCCACGGAUCACUUCACCAAGUGCACCCCAACACGUUUAUACUAUCAGUACAACCACAAAGUGCUAGUCUCGGAAGAAGAACCUCAUUGCAUCCUAAGAGGGAAGUCUCUCUCCCAAUCGCAGAAUCUUUUAUCGGCCCCAUUUUGGUUAUACCUGCCACUCCCAACGGGGCAUGCGCCGAGCUGCCACAAAACAGACGCGAACCAUCUGGAGAGAGGGGAGGGGGGGGACAAAAAAAAGGUGAAGAAAAAAACAGACGAGAUCAACGUGUAA
This is a messenger RNA of Plasmodium fragile, 384 nucleotides long. RefSeq lists its product as uncharacterized. Lineage: Eukaryota; Apicomplexa; Aconoidasida; Haemosporida; Plasmodiidae. The transcript has a single exon. The coding region runs from base 1 to 384 and encodes 127 amino acids. The record is from RefSeq and is a predicted model, not a curated record.